Messenger RNA from Saccostrea cuccullata (small rock oyster), 623 nucleotides. RefSeq lists its product as uncharacterized. Lineage: Eukaryota; Metazoa; Mollusca; Bivalvia; Ostreida; Ostreidae. The record is from RefSeq and is a predicted model, not a curated record. The transcript has 2 exons. Bases 25 to 606 code for a protein of 193 amino acids.
AUAGCACUUUCAUAUUUCCAGGUUAUGAAAAUGACCGAGGGACUACGAUUGCAGAUAUACAUUGUAGAGAAAAUGCUGGCGAGUAUGCAAUUUCUUCAAACCGUUAGGAAUGCCCUUUCAGCAUGCAGAAAUACUCUGAAUACUGGAGUAAAACAUGUAGCCAUUCUUGAUUUUCAAAGUCGUCAUAUGCAAUCUUUAUCAUCGAGUUUAAUGGGAUUUCAAAGAAGAAACAACAGUUUUUAUGUUGGGCAGAACAAUUUACUGACUGUACCAUUCACUACUUCUUUAAACCAGGUGCGAUUUCUAAAACAACCACAAAAUCCAAGGAAGAAACUAAGAUAUCCAUACUACAAAUAUAAAUUUAGUGGCUGGAAAAGAAUUCACAAGUUUGGACUUGAAGCAAGGCUGUCCAGUAUUUCACAGAAAGAAAUUCUAUGGAGAAGAAUAAUCAAAGGAAGAUCAACUCUUACAGUCUGUGAUCGACUGUUUGAUCAUAGUAAUCGGGCAGUCCCAAACAGACUAAAGGGCAACUUGAUGAAAGUGGGAAAGAAGAAUAACUAUCCACUGUAUUCUUAUAAACCUCCUGUGUACAAAUUUAGAGAUUAAAUAAAAUGUAAUGAUCA